Messenger RNA from Penicillium macrosclerotiorum, 240 nucleotides. RefSeq lists its product as uncharacterized. The record is from RefSeq and is a predicted model, not a curated record. NCBI's taxonomy places the organism in Eukaryota, Fungi, Ascomycota, Eurotiomycetes, Eurotiales, Aspergillaceae. The coding region runs from base 1 to 240 and encodes 79 amino acids. The transcript has a single exon.
AUGUAUCGUCAUAGUGGAACUACCAGCAAGAAUGUUGCAACGGUCUCGUAUAGAUACGAGAUCUAUAAGGGCUCGGAGGCUGAUCAAGUACUACAAGCUACGUAUUUUGCACAGGGCUUCAGCGGUGUAGUACAGGUACAAGAUUUCCAGCUUCAGGCUGCUGCUAUCCGUGUCUCAUCUUUAGUUCGGAUUAGGAGACUUCUCCAGACUGCAGUCUAUGUCGGAUGUUUCAAUGAUUGA